Molecule: messenger RNA, 1760 nt
Organism: Sphenostylis stenocarpa
Lineage: Eukaryota; Viridiplantae; Streptophyta; Magnoliopsida; Fabales; Fabaceae
Source: the annotation of a GenBank genome assembly
CUAUAGCAGCGGGACCUCUUUGCUUCAACCUCAACCCUUUCACGACAUCUAAAACCCUCACUCGCCAGGAGAGCCAAGUGUCCGCUAUGGAAAUCGACGCUCCGAAACCGACUAAUUCCGAUCAGAUAGUUCCCAAAUUCUCCAUCAACGUGCUGCAGCUUUUGAAAUCGGCGCAAAUGCAGCAUGGCUUGCGCCAUGGAGAUUACACUCGCUAUAGGUUUCUUCAUCUAAUUCUGUAUACAGCAGAGAGAGCUUGGAGUCAUGCUAUGGAGAAAAGGCAGCUUCCAAAUGGUCCAAAUGCACGUCAACGUAUAUAUUUGAUUGGCAGGUUGCGGAAAGCAGUAAAAUGGGCUACAUUGUUUUCACAAUUGUGUGCGGUCAAGGCCGAUUCUAGAACAUCUUUGGAAGCUGAGGCUUAUGAAUCCUACAUGAAAGGGAGUUUGUUGUUUGAGCAAGAUCAAAAUUGGGAUGUGGCUUUAAAGAACUUCAAAAGUGCUAGGGCUGUAUAUGAGGAAUUAGGGAAAUAUGGAGAUUUGGAUAACCAAGUUUUGUGUCGUGAGCGAGUUGAGGAGCUCGAACCUAGUAUCCGAUACUGCCUUCACAAAAUUGGCCAGUCAAAUCUACAGGCCUCUGAACUUUUACAAAUUGGUGAUGUGGAAGGUCCUGCAUUAGACCUUUUUAAAGCUAAACUAGAGGCUGUCAUGGCUGAGGCAAGAUCUCAACAAGCUGCUUCCAUGACAGAAUUCCUUUGGCUUGGCCACAGAUUUCCUAUAUCAAAUGCUAAAACAAGGGUUGCCAUCCUGAAAGCUCAGGAGCUGGAGAAAGAUAUACAUGGUCCACUGGCAGACUCAAUUCAAGCAGAUAAAAGACUAGUUAUUUUUGACAAAAUCUUUUCUGCAUAUCAUGAAGCCCGAGGUUUUAUUCGGACUGAUUUGGCCACUACAGGAAGUGCAGAAAGUGUGAAAGAUGAUUUGAAUGGUCUUGAUAAGGCUGUCAGUGCUGUCCUAGGAGAAAGAACCAUUGAACGUAACCUCUUGUUGGUUAAGGUUGCAAAAAGCAAACUUGGAAAGCGGCAUGAUGAUAAAAAUGAAAAAGUUACCAAACCUGAAGAACUUGUUCGCUUAUAUGAUCUCUUGCUUCAGAAUACAUCUGAUCUAUCUGAUUUAGUCAGUUCUGGAAGGGAUAAGAAACCAGAAGAAGUUAGCUUUGCUGAAGGGUGUUCAUGCAAAAGUCUGGCUUUUCGAGCUCAAAGGUGCUUUUAUGUUGCAAAGUCAUACAGUGUGGCUGGGAUGAGGGCUGAAGCAUAUGCAUUGUACUGUCGCGCUCGCAAUUUGGCAGAUGAUGCCUUAAAAAAGUUUCAAAUGUUAGAUAGUGAUAAUAAGACUAUGAUUAAAGAGUUGGAGGACUUGUGCCACGAGUGCCGAUCUAACAGUUGUAUUGAGCAUGCGUUGGGGAUCAUGGAGGAAAAGAAGACUCAAGAGAAUUUAUCUGAAAAGGUCUCCAAUAUAUCAUUGACCGGAACUGAGCGGUUGGAGAAAGUCCUUCUUGAGAAACUCGAAGUUUACGAGUCUGCUGUGGGUGAUUCAAAUGUGAAGUGUACACCACGCAUUACAGGCUUCCCCCCAUCGUUCCAGGCAAUAUCCCGUAAUCCUAUUGUGCUGGAUCUGGCUUAUAACGUCAUUGAAUUCCCACAUAUUGAAAAUAGGAUGAAGAAGGAUAGAAAAGCCAAGAGCGGGUUUAUGAGUAGAAUAUUUGGAUGA